Messenger RNA from Varroa destructor (honeybee mite), 1732 nucleotides. It is a transcript of the gene OstDelta, whose product is annotated as oligosaccharide transferase delta subunit. NCBI's taxonomy places the organism in Eukaryota, Metazoa, Arthropoda, Arachnida, Mesostigmata, Varroidae. Gene Ontology annotation, biological process: protein N-linked glycosylation. Gene Ontology annotation, cellular component: oligosaccharyltransferase complex; membrane. The record is from RefSeq and is a predicted model, not a curated record.
AACUAUCAGCUGUUAAGGUGGCCAUAUUUGUUUGCGACCGGUCAAUGUGCCGGCAAGCAAACAUCUUCUGUUCGCAUGUAUCGACCUGAUCCUUUGUGUUAGUGUUAACUGUCAGAGUGCGUUAGUGUUCGAUUGUAUAGGUGUUUACUGUGUAGUGGGAACGUCAAACCGUAUCGAACUGUGAACAUGUACGUAAACGAGCCUCCUGCUUCCACAAUGAUAAGAGCGAGAAUAGGCGUUGCAAUAGUAACGUUGCUAUCUUUGUCCAGCUGCGGUGUCCAUGGUCAGGCCCCUACGAAGCUGCCGCCCAAGCAAGUGACAGUCGACGAUUUCAAGAUUCGGGUAGUAGAUGAGGUAUCAGCUGCCGACUGGUCGCAGGGCUUCCAAAGUGUAGGCCAUUUACAGAAGGGGCCUUCCCUGCAAAUGACCGACGAACAACGAUUGCAACUCACAUUUUCGGUGGUUGAUGCAGCCGGUGCGACAAUUCAACCUCAGCAGGUUUUCGUGCGGCUGGCAUCUCUUCACACGGAGGUUAUCCUGCUGCCAAAUGCUGACAGCAAGAACCUAUACAAACUCGAUCUGGAUCUGAAAACGAAGGCCAAACUCUUCGAUAGCCUUAAUGGCAAAUACGAGCUGUCUCUCAUCGUUGGCGACUCGAAAAUCCAGUCAUUCCGUUGGACGAUAUCUGAUGUAGAAAUUAAGUUUUCUCAGCCCGGUUCACCGCCAGAAGACUAUUUUGCGCGCAAGCCCGACAUCGUGCACACGUUCCGCAAGCCGGAAAAAAGACCGCCUGUUGUCGUCUCAAAUGUCUUCUGUCUUGUAAUCAUUGGCCUGUUUGGCCUGAUGCUGUUCCUAUGGAUGAAAGUUGGCAUAUCGAUGUCGACCAUAACUCCAUCGUCACUUCUGUUCCAGGCAUCGCUCGGAGCCAUCCUCUACAUCGAGUAUCUCUUCUACUUAGGCAAUAACAUGUUCAUUACACUGCGCCUCCUCACGUGGGCGGCACCGUUUGCUCUCUAUUUUGGUAGGAGAAUGCUUGCGAAUCUAGCCAAGGCUGAAUCGCAAUGCUAAACCACCGAUACAUAGCAACUGGGCCAGACUAGGCCCAAUUAAAUCAGGCCGAACAACUCUACUAAUAUAAACGCCUCAAAAAUUCAUUCGGCCUAUUAGGAAAGGUGAACCUCUGGAAAAUGACACGCAUCUGGCUCGCUUCCUCCCAUCCCUUUACGAUGGUGUCCUAGAAAUGAUCAGAGACUGCGGAUUUUUCUAUUACGAGUUGUACGCUUUGGUAAAAAGGGGUCGAUUGCUUGCUAUGAACCAACCAGGAUAGUACUCGCCAUUUACUCAAGGUGGCGACAAGUCAUUUUUAAAGAUUAUCACUUAUAAUAUUGAUUACAGUAGCGAUAUUAACAUGCAGCUGAACAGAGUGAAAGUGUGUGUUGACAGGUAGUAUAAAAUGGUGGAGGUUUAAAGUCGAAAAGGUCUGUCGAUAUUUAAUAACGAUUUACGGUUAUCGAAGAGUAUCAAAAACAAAAAGGAAUUUACUCAGUAACUUUACUUGUACAGAAUGUUUGGUAGAAUUUGUAACCGCUAAUAAGUUCGUGAAUCAGGCUGUCGAAUGAAAAGAAAUGUGUAAGGAUAAAAUAGGGAACACUUAGAGAGAAUGUAUAAGUGUGCACGCAUGCAUGUGCAAAUUUUCUUUUUUGAAAAAUAAAGUGCAUUUCUUAUGACGAGA